AUGGCAGCAAGCCAGGUCCAGCAUGCCAUUAUAGCUGUAGAUUACUUUACGAAGUGGGUCGAAGCUAAGGCACUGGCCACAAUCACAGCAGUGUUUACAAUUGACUUCUUAUGGAAGUUAAUUAUUAGCCGAUUUGGAUUACCACGAGUUAUAGUCACAGACCGAGGAAAGCAAUUUGACAAUGCUCAGUUCAAAGCAUACUGUAUUUCCAAGGGAAUACAUGUACAUUAUGCGUCUAAAGCUCACCCGAAAGCUAAUGGGCAAGUGGAAGUCACGAAUCGAACCAUCAAAAAGGGGAUUAAGAAGAGGCUGCGAGAGGCCAAAGGAGCUUGGCCAGAUGAGCUUUAUAAUGUGCUAUGGGCAUAUCGGAUAACACCUCGAACUGCAACUGGAAAAACUCCAUACUCCCUUGCAUUUGGGGCUGAAGCAGACCGCAAGCACAGAUCACCAAGAAAACCAGGAAGAUCUCAGGGCUGA
Rhododendron vialii is the source of this 477-nucleotide messenger RNA. RefSeq lists its product as uncharacterized. The record is from RefSeq and is a predicted model, not a curated record. The transcript has 2 exons. The coding region runs from base 1 to 477 and encodes 158 amino acids. Gene Ontology annotation, biological process: DNA integration. Gene Ontology annotation, molecular function: nucleic acid binding. Lineage: Eukaryota; Viridiplantae; Streptophyta; Magnoliopsida; Ericales; Ericaceae.